UAUGUGAAAGAUAGGUUAUGUUCGUUUCGUAGUGGAAUCGGGAAGAAUAAAGUUUUGCGGUGGGCAGAGUUUAUCCACCUGGUAGGGGUGUUUAACUGAGAAAUGUUAUUAUCUCGAGGUUUAAGCAUCUUGAAGUCAACAUCCCGUUUGACAAAUGGCAAUCGAAAAGUUUUACAGCAAAUUAAACGAAACAGUCAUGAGUUUACGUAUCGCUCUAUUCCAAAAUAUUCCAAAGACCAAAUAAUUUGGGCAGAGGCACUUGGGGGUAUGAUGUACUGGUGGAUAUUCUAUAAUAUGUGGCAUGAGUUUGGGCACGUUGUUGGUGAGUUUCCUUAUCCAGAACCAAGUAACUGGACGGAUGAAGAGCUUGGCAUUCCUCCUGACGAUACUGAGUUUUGAGCAUAUUUCUAGUCCGUAGAUGCAAGCUCGCGUCCAAUUCCAGAUUUCUUAAAUCCACCAAAUGGGGUUUGUGGAGUUAUAGCAUCGUAGCAGUUAAUCCUGUAAUGAAAAUAUUAAUGUACUUAAAAUAUAAUGAAUACUCUUAUAAUAUCUUGAAAUUACGAUUGUAGAUAAAAGUUGAAAAAAAAAAAA
This is a messenger RNA of Orussus abietinus, 591 nucleotides long. It is a transcript of the gene Ndufb2, whose product is annotated as NADH dehydrogenase [ubiquinone] 1 beta subcomplex subunit 2, mitochondrial-like. The record is from RefSeq and is a predicted model, not a curated record. NCBI's taxonomy places the organism in Eukaryota, Metazoa, Arthropoda, Insecta, Hymenoptera, Orussidae. Bases 103 to 399 code for a protein of 98 amino acids. The transcript is spliced from 4 exons. Gene Ontology annotation, cellular component: mitochondrial inner membrane.